CUACUAUAGUUUUGAUGUAUUAAAAAGAUUUACGAUAAAUUCCUCUUAGUCCAAUCACUAGUUCCUACGUGACUUUUAGCCUGGAUUGGAUACCAUGGCAGCAUCGAACAACCCGUUCAACAGCCUGCUGAAGACGUUGGAGGUGAACGGGAAGAGCUACAAAUACUAUGAUCUUGCGCAACUCGGCGAUAAAUAUGUUCGUCUCCCGUACAGCAUUCGUGUCCUGGUCGAGUCGUGCAUACGCAACUGCGACAACUUCCAAGUACUCGAGAAAGAUGUCCAAAAUGUCCUCGACUGGGAAACGAACCAGAACUCUGAGAACGGCGUCGAGAUAGCGUUCAAACCGGCUAGAGUUAUACUACAGGAUCUCACAGGUGUUCCAGCGGUAGUAGAUUUCGCUGCUAUGCGUGAUGCUGUCAAGGAUUUGGGUGGUAAUCCGGACAAGAUCAACCCAAUCUGUCCAGCUGACUUGGUCAUCGAUCAUUCUGUGCAAGUCGACUUUGCUCGAUCAUCUGAUGCCCUCGCUAAGAACCAGGAGCUGGAGUUUACAAGGAACAAGGAGAGGUUUCAGUUUCUUAAGUGGGGUGCUCAAGCGUUCAACAAUAUGCUGAUAGUUCCUCCUGGGUCUGGAAUUGUUCACCAGGUGAAUUUGGAGUACCUAGCCCGCGUGGUGUUCACCGGUGAGCUCUUGCAUCCAGACUCGGUGGUGGGGACGGACAGCCAUACCACAAUGAUCAACGGUCUCGGAGUUGUCGGAUGGGGUGUGGGGGGUAUAGAAGCAGAGGCGGUAAUGCUGGGUCAAGCCAUCAGCAUGUUGCUACCGAAGGUGGUGGGCUACAAACUGGUGGGAGAAUUGGACCCGCUCGUCACCUCAACGGACUUAGUGUUGACCAUUACUAAGCACCUGCGCUCGCUGGGCGUGGUGGGCCAGUUCGUGGAGUUCUUCGGGCCGGGCGUCGCGGCGCUGAGUAUCGCCGACCGCGCCACCGUCGCCAACAUGUGCCCCGAGUUCGGCGCCACCGUCGCGCACUUCCCCGUCGACGGCCGCUCGCUCCAGUACCUCCGGCAGACGAAUCGCUCGGCGGAGAAGAUAAAAGUCAUCGAGGAGUAUCUGAAAGCGACCAAACAGUUCAGGAACUACAGCGACCCCUCCCAAGAUCCCGUGUUUUCAAAGGUGGUGGAGUUAGAUCUGUCGACAGUUGUGACGUCAGUCAGCGGUCCCAAGAGGCCCCAGGACAGGGUCUCCGUGUCCGUCAUGAAGAAGGACUUCAACGACUGCCUGAGCAAUAAGGUCGGCUUCAAAGGCUAUGGCUUGUCACCAUCCCAACUGUCCGCGUCCGGAAGCUUCUCUUUCAGUGAUGGGAAGACUUACACCAUCACCCACGGGUCGGUGAUCAUCGCGGCCAUCACCUCCUGUACCAACACUUCCAACCCUAGUGUGAUGCUCGGAGCUGGUCUCCUAGCCAAGAAGGCAGUUGAGAAUGGUCUAAGCGUUCUGCCAUACAUCAAGACCUCUUUAUCUCCUGGAUCAGGAGUUGUCACCUACUAUUUGAGGGAAUCCGGCGUUGUUCCGUACUUGGAGAAGUUAGGGUUCGACAUCGUCGGCUACGGUUGUAUGACUUGCAUCGGUAACUCGGGACCCAUCGAUGACAACAUCGCUAAUACCAUUGAAAAGAACGAGCUGGUCUGCUGCGGUGUUCUAUCAGGCAACAGGAACUUCGAGGGUCGCAUCCACCCCAACACCAGAGCCAACUACCUCGCCUCCCCACUGCUGGUCAUAGCGUACGCGCUCGCCGGAACAGUGGAUAUCGACUUCGAGAAGGAGCCACUGGGUAAGCGAGCAGACGGAUCUUCGGUGUUCCUGAGAGACAUCUGGCCCACGAGGUCAGAGAUCCAGGAGGUAGAAAACAGGCAUGUCAUACCGGGGAUGUUCAAGGAGGUGUACGCAAAGAUCGAACAAGGCUCGCCAUCUUGGCAAGCAUUGGACGUGCCACAGGGGAAGCUGUACGGCUGGGACCCCAACUCCACCUACAUCAAGAAACCACCAUUCUUCGAUGGCAUGACCAAGGAUCUGUCACCAAUGAAAAGCAUAUCGAACGCUCGUUGUCUACUUCUUUUGGGUGAUUCCGUGACAACUGAUCACAUCUCGCCCGCCGGUUCAAUCGCGAGGAAUUCUCCGGCUGCGAGAUUCCUGGCUUCUAGAGGGCUAACUCCCCGAGAAUUCAACUCAUACGGUUCCCGACGCGGUAACGACGCGGUGAUGUCCCGCGGGACCUUCGCCAACAUCCGCCUCGUGAACAAACUGGCGCCGCGCCCGGGACCCCAGACCACCCACCAGCCCAGCGGGGACGUGCUCGACAUAUUCGAUGCGGCUGACCGUUACGCGAAGGAAAACGUACCCCUAAUAGCGAUAGUCGGCAAGGACUACGGCUCCGGGUCUAGUCGGGACUGGGCCGCCAAGGGACCAUUCUUGUUGGGCAUAAAAGCGGUGAUAGCGGAGUCCUUCGAACGCAUCCACCGUUCGAACCUCGUGGGUAUGGGCAUCAUGCCGCUCCAGUUCCUCGAGGGGCAGAACGCUGACAGCCUGGGUCUGAUGGGCACCGAGGUGUACUCCAUCGACGUACCGGAGGACUUGGUGCCGCAUCAAGUGCUCACUGUUAAGGUUGACAACGGGAAGUCAUUCCAGGUUAUAGUACGUUUCGACACAGAAGUCGACCUCACUUACUUCAAGAAUGGAGGAAUCUUGAACUACAUGAUCAGGAAGAUGCUAUAAUGUACUUUUAUAUAAAUAAAAAAAUUACAGAACACCACAA
Molecule: messenger RNA, 2813 nt
Organism: Melitaea cinxia (Glanville fritillary)
Lineage: Eukaryota; Metazoa; Arthropoda; Insecta; Lepidoptera; Nymphalidae
Product: cytoplasmic aconitate hydratase-like
Exons: 22
Coding region: 95-2773 (892 amino acids)
Biological process (GO): citrate metabolic process; tricarboxylic acid cycle
Cellular component (GO): cytosol; mitochondrion
Molecular function (GO): 4 iron, 4 sulfur cluster binding; aconitate hydratase activity
Source: RefSeq, a predicted model, not a curated record